Varroa destructor (honeybee mite) is the source of this 2883-nucleotide messenger RNA. RefSeq names its product TNF receptor associated protein 1 (gene Trap1). Gene Ontology annotation, molecular function: ATP-dependent protein folding chaperone; ATP binding; ATP hydrolysis activity. NCBI's taxonomy places the organism in Eukaryota, Metazoa, Arthropoda, Arachnida, Mesostigmata, Varroidae. The record is from RefSeq and is a predicted model, not a curated record. Gene Ontology annotation, biological process: protein folding.
GGCUGUCUUCUUUCUUGUACUUUUAAGCUAAACUGACCGCGCGAAGCUUGCGUACGCUUCAAACCGCGCAGGAAUCUUCGAGAUAGCCUGAGCCUGCCGGCAGCGAUAGCGGCGGAAUUUGGACGAAAGUGAACUAUUCUGCCGUUAAAAAGGAACUGUAUUUUGUUGACAACUUGCCUACAAAUCUGUGCACGUACAUCUGCGAGAAACAAACCGAUUUAAGUGUGAGGAUAGUUUAUCUUCCAACUGGACACCUUCGUCUACCUUUGCGAUGUCUUCAGCGGCUUUCCACGUUGUGAAGCUUACCCGAGCACCAGGAAAUCGACUGCUUUGGAGUUUAGCUCGUCCGAUUCAGGCACGGCCCGUUAGUUCUGUAAUACCAUCAAAGCAACAACCUUUUGAGCGAGGCCACAUCAGAUAUUGUCCAUCCUCACAGAUUCUGCGUAGUGCAUUUAGCACCGCAGCCCCAAGGGAAAACAGCCCUGAGGAUGGCUAUCAUAAUAUUAUUGGUGACAGCGAAAAAGCCACGGGUCCUGAAGGCGAAAAACAUGAAUUUCAAGCUGAAACUCGAAUGCUGUUGGAUAUAGUUGCAAAAAGUCUAUAUUCCGACAAGGAUAUCUUUGUGCGCGAGCUUAUUUCCAACGCUUCGGACGCACUCGAGAAGUUCAGGUACCUUCGAUUGACGGAGCUAGCCGACGACAAAGUCGCUCAGGAGGCUCCCUUGGAGAUACACAUUGCCACCGAUAAACAUAGCCGAACGUUCACGAUACAGGAUACGGGUAUCGGCAUGACUCGAGAGGAGAUGAUCGAAUGUCUGGGAACAAUUGCGCGAUCCGGCUCUAAGCAAUUCCUCAAGGAGAACGCAGGGAAGGCCAACACAGAGUCGAUCAUUGGUCAGUUUGGUGUAGGGUUCUACUCAGCUUUCAUGGUGGCCGAUAAAGUUGAAGUGUUUUCGAAGAGUCGUCGCGGUAACAAAGCAUACAAAUGGACUAGCGAUGGCAGUGGCCAGUAUGAGAUUCAGAGCGCUGAAGGCGUACAGGAAGGCACAAAGAUCGUUUUGCAUCUUAAGGCCGACUCGAGAGAAUUUGCUGAUGAAGAUAAGAUUCGUGAAAUUAUUCGUAAGUUCAGCAACUUUGUAGGCAGUCCUAUUUACUGCAAUGGAAAAAAAGCUAACCAACUUCAGGCCGUGUGGCUUAUGGACCCCAAAGAGGUGACGAAAGAAAUGCACCGGGAAUUUUUCAGGUUUACCAGUGGAUCAAUGGACAGUCCACGAUUCACGCUGCAUUUUCGAACUGAUCUUCCGUUGCAGCUAAGCGUGCUUCUCUAUGUGCCUGACAGCAAACCUGGCCUCUUUGAAAUGAGUCGAGAUGCCGAGAGUGGCGUGGCCUUGUAUUCCAGAAAAGUGCUAAUUAAAGCACGCGCAGAAAUUCUCCCUAAAUGGCUCCGAUUUGUAAAGGGCUGCGUUGACUCGGAGGAUAUUCCUUUGAAUCUCUCCCGAGAACUUCUCCAGGACUCAGCCUUAAUUCGCAAGAUCCGCAGUCUGAUUACAACUCGACUUAUCCGACUUCUGCAAGACAACAUGAAAAAAAAUCCAGCCUCAUAUGAAGAAUUUUACGCCAGCUACCAAGUGUUUUUAAAGGAGGGUAUCCUUGCAUCAAACGAUCAGUCCGAAAAAGAGGACAUUUCUAAACUGCUACAAUUCGAAAGUUCGACGCUAGGGGCUGGCGAGAAGACCUCGCUAUCAGAUUAUAUCGGCCGUAUGAAAGAAGGUCAGGUGGACAUCUAUUAUCUAGCUGCGCCGAGUCGGCAACUUGCCGAAAACUCGCCAUAUUACGAGGCUGUAAAGAAGAAGGACGUCGAAGUUCUGUUUUGCUAUCAACCGUACGAUGAGCUUGUACUAGUUCAGUUACGCCACUUCAAGUCGAAAUCAGUUAUCUCGGUCGAGAAAGAAAUGCGACGUGAUGCAGAAGCCGAGCCUGUGAUAACUGAAAACAUGAAACAGCUAUCAGAUUGGCUAAAGUCUACGCUGGCCUCAAAAGUGCACAAGGUGAAGAUCACGGGUCGCCUGAGCGAACAUCCAUGUCUCAUAUCCGUAGAGGAGAUGGCUGCCGCGCGCCACUUUGUCAAGACGUCAUUAGCACAAUUUAGUGAAGAGGACCGAUACAAAUUGUUGGAGCCAACACUCGAGCUAAACCCGACUCAUCCGAUUAUCUCGAAGCUUGCCACACUGAAAAAUUCGAAUCCGGAUCUAGCCAAAAGCCUCGCCGAACAACUACUUAACAAUGCAAUGGUGUCUGCAGGUCUUGUGGAUGAUCCACGUACAGUGACGAUGGGCCUUAACGCCCUACUUGUCAAAUUGCUUGAGAAGCAUUGAAGUCCUUGGCUUUCAUUGAUAUUAAGAUGAUUUUGAAUAGAAAUAUAAGUUCAAUCACAUUAAGCCAUAGAUAUAUACAUGCAAUUGUACAAUACCGAUGACAAAUGAUGCUUGUAGAUGAGGCAACAUGAAUUAUUGAAGAUUCAUUAUUGUUAAAGACGGACGAGAAUAGAUAUCCAGUUUUAGCUAAAUUAAAUUUUGUAGUAUCAUUAUAAUGCGAAGUAAAUUGAUUUGUUCUGAACCCGGAGGUCUUUACGGAGAAAAAAACGUUAGCACAAAGAUGUAUCUGCUUUUAGUACUAGCCAUUAUGUCUCGCUGCUUCUUAAAACAUUGGUUCGCUGAACUUAAGAUCAUUCCUACUUUAAUAUGCCAGAUGAACGACUUCAAAAAGGAUAUGAUGAGUUUCUUGCGAAAUAGACUUUAAUAUAGAAUCCUAUGAUGGAGACUUUUCUGAGCCUGUAAAUACGUCUUAUUUGCUUGUCAAAAAAAUAAAUAAAUUCUUACAUGUA